Molecule: messenger RNA, 1435 nt
Organism: Salvia miltiorrhiza (redroot sage)
Lineage: Eukaryota; Viridiplantae; Streptophyta; Magnoliopsida; Lamiales; Lamiaceae
Product: mitogen-activated protein kinase homolog MMK2-like
Exons: 6
Coding region: 181-1242 (353 amino acids)
Biological process (GO): intracellular signal transduction; protein phosphorylation
Cellular component (GO): nucleus; cytoplasm
Molecular function (GO): MAP kinase activity; ATP binding
Source: RefSeq, a predicted model, not a curated record
GCAUCUCCAUCCUUUGGAAAAAACAGUUGCAAAUUCUCCGAAAGUGAUAAGUCAACUGAAAACGAGAUGGAGUCUUCUCAUUAGCAUUAGAAAUACAAAGUGUAUAGUUUUCCAUUUCCACCGUAUAUUCAAAGUUGAAGGUUCCAGCUUCCAAGAAAGAAUCCCCUUGUAUUUGCAGCAAUGGAGCACGUGACCUACAAUCUCAAAGGAUGCUUAUUCCAAGUCCCCCGUAGAUACGGUCACCCGCUUCGCCCUAUUGGUCGUGGCGCCUCCGGCCUCGUCUGUGCUGCUAUGGAUACAGAGACUAACGAGGAAGUGGCGAUCAAGAAAAUUGGCAACGCAUUUGAGAACAGAAUUGAUGCUAAGAGGACUUUGAGGGAGAUCAAGAUCCUACGCCAUAUGGAUCAUCCAAAUAUUAUUUCCAUCAGGGACAUUAUAAGGCCACCGAGCAAGGAGGCGUUUAACGAUGUGUACAUUGUGUAUGAAUUAAUGGACACUGACUUGCAUAAGAUAAUUGCAUCUGAUCAACCAUUGACAGAUUAUCACUGUCAGUAUUUGAUGUAUCAGGUGUUGAGGGGGUUGAAGUAUGUGCACUCAGCGAACGUGCUGCACCGUGAUCUGAAGCCGAGCAAUCUGUUCCUCAACGCAGACUGUGACCUCAAGAUAGGAGAUUUUGGGCUGGCUAGGAGCACGUCGGAUGCCAACUUCAUGACAGAAUACGUGGUGACCCGUUGGUACCGGGCACCCGAGCUGCUCCUCAACUGCUCAAAGUAUACAGCUGCAGUUGAUGUAUGGUCAGUUGGGUGCAUCCUUGCUGAGAUCUUGACCAGAGAGCCCCUCUUCCCCGGCGGAAACUACCUCCACCAGCUUCUGCUCAUCACCAAGCUGUUAGGAACACCGGAUGAUUCGAGCCUCAAGUUCCUGCUAAGUGAGAACGCGAGAAGAUAUGUGAAGCAGCUUCCUCACUUUCCAAAGCAGCAUUUCCCAGCUGUGUUUCCCAACAUGUCACCUCUGGCUCUGGAUCUGCUGGAGAAGAUGCUCGUGUUCGACCCCGACCAACGUAUAACAGUUGAUGAGGCUCUCUCUCAUCCCUAUUUGUCAGUUCUUCAUGAGAUAAACGCACAGCCUGUUUGCUCCAUGCCUUUUACUUGUGAUUUUGAGCAGCCAUCAAUUACUGAAGAAAAUGUUAAGGAGCUCAUUUGGAGGGAGUCUCUCUUCUUCAAUCCAUAUCCACUUCAUUAGUUUUAGUUUUAGUUUCUUUUUUUUUUUCAAUCUGCAUUUAAUAUUUCGUGUAUUUUGUGUAAUAUGUUUAUAAUUAUAUUGUUUUCUCUUUCGUCUGUGUAUUAACUGAGGGUAUAGGUGCCACAAUCAAGAUUUUCAGAACCUUGGUUAAUAUUAUUGAGUGUAUACUAUAAUGUGUGUUUUAUUAUUAUCA